Baudoinia panamericana UAMH 10762 is the source of this 1020-nucleotide messenger RNA. RefSeq lists its product as uncharacterized. The record is from RefSeq and is a predicted model, not a curated record. Gene Ontology annotation, molecular function: glutathione transferase activity. Bases 1 to 1020 code for a protein of 339 amino acids. Gene Ontology annotation, cellular component: cytoplasm. NCBI's taxonomy places the organism in Eukaryota, Fungi, Ascomycota, Dothideomycetes, Mycosphaerellales, Teratosphaeriaceae. The transcript is spliced from 2 exons.
AUGCCGCCUGACUGGCACAAAGGACCGGACGACUCAUGGCAUGGCAAGAUCACGCCAGACGGCCCGUUCAAGCCGGAGAAGGAUCGCUAUCACCUCUACAUCGGCUACUUCUGCCCUUUUGCACACCGUGCUAACCUGGCUCGACUGCUGAAGAAGCUGGACAAGUAUGCGGGCAUUGACCUGAGCAUUGUCAAGCCGUACCCGAAGGGUAACGAGAAAGGAUGGCCGGGCUGGCGCUUCAACCACAAAGACGAGCCUUUCUACGAGGGUGCAACGGAGGACAAGCUGUUCGGCAGUCAGUUCAUGCACGAGGUGUACUUUCGAGCCGACUCGGAAUACAAGGGCAGAUACUCGGUGCCGGCCUUGUGGGACAAGAAACUCAAUACAAUAGUCAACAACGAAAGCGCGGAGCUGCUGAGAGAUUUACAAACUGCGUUCGACGAGCUGUUGCCAGAAGAUCUGAGAGGGGCCUUCCUCUACCCGGAGCCGUUACGGAAAGAGAUUGAUACUAUCGCCGACUGGAUGGGCACACACCUCAACACUGGAGUAUACAGUGCUGGCUUCGCGCCGAACCAAGAAGUCUAUGACAAGAAUCUCCCACCUGUGUUCGCCGCUCUCAACAAGCUCGAAGCAAUCGCCGCUUCCAACGGUGGGCCGUACAUCUUAGGCAAACAAAUGACCGAAGUCGAUGUGCGCGCAUACGCCACCGUCGUUCGUUUCGAUCCCGUGUAUGUGCAGCACUUCAAGUGCAAUCUCGGUACGAUCCGCUACACCUACCCGAUCCUGCACAACUGGCUGAAGGGCUUGUACUGGGAUCAUCGAGAGUAUCAGAACUCGACGGAGUUUAGGCACAUCAAGGAGAAUUAUACGAAGAGUCACUAUGACGUAAAUCCGAAAGCCAUUACGCCUAUGGGCCCAUGGCCGAAUGUAGAGAAGGGUUAUGAAAGCGAUUGGUCGAAGUUGAAGGCUGGGAGAAUUGAUAUGCCGGAGGUGCUGGAGUGGGAGAAGAAGAUGGGCUGA